This is a messenger RNA of Scheffersomyces coipomensis, 1403 nucleotides long. RefSeq lists its product as uncharacterized. The coding region runs from base 438 to 1133 and encodes 231 amino acids. The transcript has a single exon. Lineage: Eukaryota; Fungi; Ascomycota; Pichiomycetes; Serinales; Debaryomycetaceae. The record is from RefSeq and is a predicted model, not a curated record.
UUUCCAUGCAUCUGAUUUUAAUUUUUGUCUGAUUCUUUUGGAGGUUACUAGUUGUAAAAAUCAAAAAAAUAUUCAAAUUUUCAGCAGACAAAAAUUUUCAUUUUCUCAUAUUUUAUUUUUUGUUACAUUCUUUCUGCAUAUGUUAAAAUUCAAAUUUCUUUUUUUCUUUUGUGCAACAGAGAACUAAAAAAUAAUUUUAAAAAAUAUUUUUUCGCAUUUGAAUUUUCCAUAUUUCCAUAUUUCUAUACCCACAGGAAGCAGAAAAAAAAAGAAGGGGAAAUUUGACAUGGCUGAUUGCAAAUGAGGAUGCAUGAAAUGUAAGCUAUAUAUAUUUCGAGAUCUUUCCCUUUUUUUUGAAGUUUAAUAUCUAUUUAUAUUUUAUACAUCUAUUACUUUUAUUCAACAUCAACUACUAAUAACUAAACAUAUAUUCCAUCAUGAAAUACAUAUCACAAGACGAUAUGGUGAUAAGCACCAAAACUAGAAACAUUCAUUCAUCUACUAAAGAAAAUAUCGAUUAUUUAGAAUACAUACCAAUGAAUUCUGAACAUUAUUUAAAUGAUAAUUUAAAUUUAUUAGCAUACAUCAAAUUAAAUGAAAAUGUUGAAAACACUACUGAUGAUUUAAUCAUUAAAAGAAUCAAUAACAUUUGCUGGAGAAGAUGUAAUAAGAAUUUAUUCCAAGUUGAUGAAUUCAAACCAUAUUUAAUUAACUGGGAUAAAAACAGUGAUAUCACUUGGUUAUUUGGUCCAAAGGUUGUUAUUCCAGAAGAACAAGAAGAAGAACAACCACAAGAAGAAACCACUUCUACUAUUGCAUAUCCAACUUUUAACUUUGAAGAAUCAGAAGAAGUCUGUUCAUUAUUGAGUGAUGAUGAAGACGAAGAAGAAGAAGAUAGUCAAAGUGAAGUUAGUUCUGUUUUAUCAUUUGAAAGAAAAAACUCAUUAAGUUCCGCCAGUUCAUACUUUGAAGAAGAAGAUGAUGAAGAUUAUGAAUACAAUUUAAAAUCUUCAAUUAAAAAGACAUGCUCAAAAUCAACCAAAAAAGUUUCAUUCAACUACAUUGUUAACACUAGAGAAAUAAUUAAUGGUAUUUCCUUUGAUUAUGAUUUUUUAGAUCAUGAAUGUUUAUAAAUCUAAAAUCAUUGAUUGAUUAAUUGAUACCACAAACAAUUCUACUUAUUCAUGCAUUAUUUUCCUUACAAUUACAACUUUUAAUAUUAAUUAUUCAUCUAGUUCAUUUCUUACUAUGGUUUUCCAUAUUAUAUUUAUUACAUUGGUCAUUUCUUUUCAAUUCUUUCUUAGCAUUAGCAUUUUUAUUUUAGUAUAUAGUUUUUUAGAUAAAAAGUAUUAUUCUACAAAAAUAAAAAUAAACAAAAAAACAUCAUAGUCAUCUUUUUUUAA